Messenger RNA from Spirodela intermedia, 872 nucleotides. The record is from the annotation of a GenBank genome assembly. Lineage: Eukaryota; Viridiplantae; Streptophyta; Magnoliopsida; Alismatales; Araceae.
AUGGCCGAGAACAGUGGCCUGAGACCGGUUGCGGCUCUCCUCUUAGUUCUCAAUUUCUGCAUGUACGUCAGCGUUGCAGUCAUUGGUGGCUGGGCCCUCAACGUCGCCAUUGACCGCGGGUUCAUCAUAGGUAAGCCGCCUUCAUCUCCGGAGUUGGUGAUUAUUCACGGAAAGAAGCUAGCUGCGGCCAGCCACCGUGGAGAAAGAAACAGGUACUCUUUUCACAUGCCGUCGCCUAGUGCAGGUCCAGGCCUCCAGCUUCCGGCGCACUUCUCACCGGUGUUCUUCCCCAUCGGCAAUGCGGCGUCUGGGUUCUUCGUCAUCUUCGCUCUGCUGGCCGGCGUAGUGGGCGCCGCGGCGGCGGUUGCCGGAGUAGGCAACCUGAGGUCGUGGAACCGGGAGACAGCUCCGGCGGCCAUGGCGGUGGCGCUCGUAGCAUGGGCCCCCACCCUCCUCGCAAUGGGGUAAGUUGCACCUCCGUCGCCACCGUUGAUUCCACCAAGAAUUAUCACUCUUAUCACUCCAACAUCUGAAAAAAACUGCAGAUUGGCUUGCAAGGAGAUCCAUCUAGAGGGAAGAAAUGCUCCACUCGUAAGUCAAUUUUAUCCAACUCCAACAGCCACAUACAUAUAUAUAUAUAUGUAUUCCUCGAAGACUAAUUACUUCCCAGCAUCCCUCCUGCGCCAUUUCCACCAUAAUUAGAAUAUUUUCCAAUCUACGAGAAAAAGAAUACCCGUCAGAAGGUUUACUCAACCUGUUAUAAAUUGUCCCAGAGAACCAUGGAGGCCUUCAUCAUAAUCCUCUCAGCCACGCAGUUGUUCUACGUCGCUACCAUUCAUGGAGCAUCCGCCAUCCCCCCAAGACAUGGUUGA